GUUAAACUCAUCGUGGGAGGAUUCACACCAGCUUGAGUGUUUUCAGCAGAUAGUCUUUUGACUCAACAACUGAAGAAAAUGUUUCAUAUGCUUGUUUUGUUCUGUUUGUGCUGGUGGAGACUGAUUGGUGUGUUUGGUGAUUCAGUGUCAGUGAUGGAGGGAGAUUCUGUCACUCUAAACACUGAUGUUACUGAACUACGUGAAGAUGAAGACCUACUGUGGAAAUACGGAGCUGAAAAGUCUCUCAUAGCUAAAAUCAGCAUUGAGAACCGAAUCUUCUCCAUAUAUGAUGAUGUUCUUGAUGGGAGAUUCAGAGACAAACUGAAGCUGGAUCAUCAAACUGGAUCUCUGACCAUCACAAACAUCACAACUGAACAUGCUGGAGUUUAUCAACUAGAGAUAAAUGGAGCGAAACUAACAACAAAAACAUUCAGUGUUUCUGUCUAUGCUCCUCUGCCCACUCCUGACAUCACCAGAGACUGUUCAUCAUCAUCAUCAUCAUCAUCAUCAAAUUGUUCAUUGGUGUGUUCAGCUGUGAAUGUGAGUCAUGUGACUCUCUCCUGGUACAAAGGAAACAGUUUAUUGUCCAGCAUCAGUGUGUCUGAUCUCAGCAUCAGUCUCUCUCUACCUCUGGAGGUGGAAUAUCAGGAUAAAAACACCUACAGCUGUGUGCUGAACAAUCCCAUCAGCAACCAGACUCAACAUCUGGACAUCACUCAACUCUGUCACACAUGUUCAGGUCUACCAUUAUUGUACAUAGUGCUGAUCUCUGCUGCCGCUGCUGGAUCUCUGUUGAUUGUAGUCGUGAUCUGCUGCAUCUGCAGGAGAUGUAGAAAAACAGACAAGACAUGGGAGGAAGACAGAACUGAUUCAGCAUUGUGUAAACCAACAACACGACAAAAGAAAUCAAAGACGGAGUCUGUGUAUGAAAAUGUCCCCAAAAAACAAUGAUCAAAUACUGUAUCUUUCUAGUGGAACUGAUGUUAGAGCUCAUACAGGUGCUGAACACACCAAGCCGAUACCGACAAACUAGUGGCAACGAAAGCAGACUGCGGGGUUGGCUCAUGUCGGCAGCGUCUGGGUCCAAAGUUGCCCUGACACACCAAACCAACGCUCGACACCCGACGGACGAGUAACACAUCCGUUCUGCGCCUGCGUAAGAUGAAAUGCUUUUCCGUACCAGCAGGUGGCAGUAGCUGAACAGCCAAUCAGAAUGAUCAGAUGGCCAGACAGACCGACGAGCUCCGACGCCGAUUCGGCCGAAAAAAAGCCAACCAGGACUAACUUCACCCGACGAUGUGGAAAACUGGCUGACAGUCAGACCGACCGUCGGCUUGGUGUGUUCUUCACAUGUAUCUCUAUUUUGGUCUCUGUACUGUUUGUUUUUCAUUAGUCACAUGUUCUCCUUUGUUCCUUGUUUCCCGCCAUCUGUUUGUAUCCCAGGUUACUCAUUUGAUUAGUGUCCUCAGUUCAGCUGUGUCUUGUUAAUUAGUCUCGUUUAGUCCUUAGUUUGCCUUGUUCCCUGUUUCCCUUAGUCUCUGUCGGAUCUCAUUUGUAUGUGGUGUGAUAUUUUCUCCUGGUUCCUUGAUUCAUUUAUUAUUAUUACCUCGUCGUGAGUGUUUACACACCAUGGCUUAUAACAACAGGACAAUGCCUCACGUUUUUGGUUUUAUUCACAUUAAUUCUAUGAUAGGAUGUCUAUAUUUGUUUUUGCUCAUAUGCACAUAGUUGUUAUUGUAUUGUUUGAAAUGUUGUUUCUCUGUAUUAGUUUAAUUUAGUGGUGCUUAAAACAUGCAGAAACUCAACUAAAAUGUGCUGUUUUUAUCUUAACAUAUGGAAGUUUAUCUAACUUUAAUUAUUAAACAUUGAUCCCACCCUUCA
Ctenopharyngodon idella (grass carp) is the source of this 1881-nucleotide messenger RNA. RefSeq names its product SLAM family member 5-like. The record is from RefSeq and is a predicted model, not a curated record. Bases 79 to 951 code for a protein of 290 amino acids. NCBI's taxonomy places the organism in Eukaryota, Metazoa, Chordata, Actinopteri, Cypriniformes, Xenocyprididae. The transcript has 6 exons.